Messenger RNA from Psylliodes chrysocephalus, 2394 nucleotides. The record is from the annotation of a GenBank genome assembly. Lineage: Eukaryota; Metazoa; Arthropoda; Insecta; Coleoptera; Chrysomelidae.
AUAGGUAUUAGCUAUUUAAAUAAAUUUUAUAUGAGUAGGUAAUACUUUUUUAAUUUCAUUACUAUUUUUAAAUUAUCGUUUUAAUUUUAUCUAAAACAAAUUAUCAUCGCCGCAGUUCUAUUUUUUUAUUAUUUUACUAAAUCCAGACGAUGUUUACAAAAUUAAUCAGAAACAGACUUUUUUAAUAAAAAGAAGAAAACUAUAACCUUAGAUUUUCUCACAUUUUUGUAGGGGUAUUAUUAACGAUUUAAAAUGAACGUUAUUAAUGCCAAGUGGAAGCCUGUUCCAAUAGAUAGAAAAUUAUUUGCUGAAGGAUUAAUCGGCAUAGAAGAAUGCACGGAGUAUGGACAAAAUGAAUUUAAUAAAAAAGGGAGUGUAGAAACAAAUUUAACAGUAGUCGAUAAUGGUACAGUUUUAAAGAAAAAAAGAAAAACCGAAAUACAAAACCAGCCAAAGAAAAAACAAAAAAUCCAAGAAAAUGAUUUCAGGCCCUCUCAAAACGGAAAUACUUCAGAAAUCGAAGAAACAUCUGUUUCAAGUGAAACAAAACAAUGCAAUUUAGAUGCUUGGUCCAGUUUUGGUUUUCCUUCCACAAUUUUAAGAGCUAUCGGAGAAUUAGGAUUUUCAGAGCCCACUGCUAUUCAAAAACUGACUUUACCUCCCGCAAUUUUAGGUAGAAAAGAUAUUGUGGGCGCAGCUGAAACAGGCAGUGGAAAAACUCUGGCAUUUGGGUUGCCGAUACUAAUGGGAAUUUUAAGAUUAAAAGAAAAUCAAACUGAAUCUUCACUUGUAAAGGAUGACAUCUCUGAUGAAUCCGAUAUUGAAGAUAGUAUUAAUGAAACGGAUUUGGAUUUAAAGAAAACAGUAAACUUGAAACCACUGUAUGCUCUCAUUUUAACACCAACUAGAGAAUUGGCCAUGCAAAUAAAGAAUCAUAUAACUGCGAUUGCCAAGUAUACAGGAAUAAAUGUAGUUGUUGUGGUGGGUGGCAUGGCAGCUGUAAAACAAGAAAGAAUUUUAUCUAAAGGGCCUGAAAUAGUAGUGGCCACCCCUGGACGAUUGUGGGAAUUAAUACAGCAAGGCAAUUUACAUCUGUCUCAAAUUGAUAAUAUUAGAUUUUUGGCUAUAGAUGAAACCGAUCGUAUGCUAGAAAAGGGCCACUUUCAGGAACUGAACGAUUUACUAGAACGCAUCAAUCUUGACAAAGACAAAUUGAAACUACGUCAAAAUUUUGUAUUUUCCGCCACUCUAACUCUGGUGCACGAUUUGCCGAAUUAUUUGAAAAACAAAGGCCAAAUUAAAUCUAAAAAGAUCGCUAACAUGACUCCCGAACAGAAAUUGAAAAAAAUCGUGGACGCGUUGGGGUUGAAUGAUCCGAAAAUAGUCGAUAUUUCAGAGGGAAAAGGCACCUCUGAAACGCUUACCGAAUCCAGAAUAACUUGCAGGAUCGACGAAAAAGAUUUGUACCUGUUUUAUUUCAUCAAAAGACAUCCCGGUAGGACUUUGGUGUUUUGCAACUCUAUCGGUUGCGUCAAGAGAUUGACAGCAUUAUUGACGCUUCUCAAUUGUCAUCCGCUUCCUUUGCACGCUUCCAUGCAGCAACGGCAACGUUUGAAAAACAUUGAAAGAUUUAGUAGUAUCGAAAACAGCAUUCUAAUAGCGACAGAUGUCGCCGCUAGGGGUCUAGAUAUCCCCCAAAUAGAUCACGUGUUGCAUUACCAAACGCCUAGAACGAGUGAGAAUUACGUACAUAGAUCAGGUAGAACCGCAAGAGCAUCACGUGAAGGCAUAUCUGUUGUAUUUAUAGAACCCACUGAAAUUCGAAGAUAUAUAAAACUGUGUAGGACUCUAGGAAAAGCCGAAGACAUGCCGAUAUUCCCGGUACAAGAGAACAUUUUGAACGCUGUUAAGAAGAUGAUAAAUCUAGCCAGAGAAUUGGAUAAACUGCAAUUGCAAGUAAAAAAGGCCAAUACAGAAAUGGGCUGGCUUCAAAAAGCCGCUGAUGACAUGGACGUGAUCGUAGAUGAUUUUUCAAGAAAAUACGAUACAAAAGAAACCCAAAGAUACAAAAAAUUAUUGGACUUCAAAAAGAAACAGUUGGCUUCGCUGUUAAGCAUGCCGAUUAUUCCUAAAGGUUUUAGCGGGAAACAUCCGUUGUAUUCAAGCGCUUUGGGGUCGUUUAAUGAAGCUAAAAACAACGAAAACGCUUUGGAUUUGGUCAAGGGCGCGGCGCCGAAGAAUUCGCAAGAGAAGCAUAAAAAUAGGCGGUUGUUUAAGCCGAAAAAUCGGGAAAAACAAACCGGACAUCCUAUUAGUUAUAAACUAACGAAUACCAAAAAAGGGGUUGAAAAGAAUAAAAAGAAUAGAAAAAAUAAACGAUGAAUGGUGUUAAAA